This is a messenger RNA of Pediculus humanus corporis (human body louse), 2277 nucleotides long. RefSeq names its product dachshund, putative. Lineage: Eukaryota; Metazoa; Arthropoda; Insecta; Psocodea; Pediculidae. The transcript is spliced from 11 exons. The record is from RefSeq and is a predicted model, not a curated record. Bases 1 to 2277 code for a protein of 758 amino acids.
AUGGACUCCAGUUCGACGGCAAGCGAACACAGCAAUGUGUCUUCCCGCGAUUCUCCGAUACCCAGAAAGCAACCUUCUCCCAACUUGAGCAACAAUAACAAUAGCAAUGCUAAUAACAACAAUAACAGUAAUAACAACAACAAUAAUUUAAACACUAAUAAUACUAGUACAAACAAUGGUAGUAUUAAUAGCAGUUCACCGACAAUGCCUACAAAUUUAAGUAACAAUGUUAACAUGAAUUUGCCACCGCGAAGUCCUAGUCCUAGUCCAGUGCCAUUGAACGUCAGUCGUACCCCGAGCAGCCCUGUCGGAGGCGGCGGACCUCCGCAUUUGCCACCGCCACCCAACAUGCACAGUCCAAUGUCGCCUCCGCCGGUUUCGACCCCCAACAGCCUGACCGGCUUACCUCAUCACCGACUAUCCAUGACACACAUACCCGGUCUACCUCCCCACAGCUUGGGUCUCUUGAACUCGCUGCAGAGCCUUCAACAUCACGCGUCGCCUCUCGAUCUCAUGGCCGUCGCUCAUCAUCACGGUCCGCCGAGAAGUUACAAUUCGCCACCCCCAAUAUCUUGCUCCGAUCCUACCGCAAACGAAUGCAAACUCGUAGAAUAUCGGGGGCAAAAGGUGGCCGCUUUUAUUAUAUCCGGAGACACCAUGCUGUGCCUUCCGCAAGCGUUCGAACUCUUUUUAAAACAUCUCGUCGGUGGUCUGCACACCGUUUACACGAAACUCAAGAGACUGGACAUCGUGCCGCUCGUGUGCAACGUCGAGCAAGUGCGAAUACUCCGCGGCCUGGGAGCCAUACAGCCUGGAGUCAACAGAUGCAAGUUGUUGUCUUGUAAGGAUUUCGACAUUCUGUACCGGGACUGCACGACUGCCAGCUCUAGGCCCGGAAGGCCUCCAAAACGUGCACCCGUGGGUCUUUCCUUGGCUGCAUCUCAACUUGCGGGUCAUCCGGCAUUAAAAAAGAGAAUGGAAAAUGGCGAUUAUGCCGGUUACGAAAAUGGAAGCAUCAGCGAUCCUCCGAGGCUGGAAAAAUCUCCACUUUUGGCAAACGGAUACAAUCAUCCGCCUACGCAUUUAAAUCACAUGCAAUUCAUGCAAUUGAGUCAUCCAGCAGCGGCUCAUACGGCCAUAUUGUCUCCUGCUGGAAUGCAACAUCCUGGAUUACAGAGACCUGAUGGAAACAUAUUAAAAAAUCAAAUGCCCGGAAUGGAAGCCAUCGCAAGAUCUGGAAUUUGGGAAAAUUGCAGAGCCGCAUACGAAGAUAUUGUUAAACAUUUGGAAAGGUUACGGGAAGAAAGGGGAGAUACGGAAAGAGCUUUAGCUUUGGACCAAAAAGUUCGAGAGUUAAAUUCACAAAACGGUUCACCCAACAAUCCCAGUCCAGUAUUAAAUUUAUCUAAAAGUGGAGGAGGUUCACACGGAGAAGCCUCGGGUAGCGAGGCCGGACAAUCUGGUCCAGAGGAUGAAGAAGAAGAUGAUAAUUUGACUGAAGUCGACGAAGAUGAUGAUAAAGAUCCAGAACUUUCAGAUGUCGAACGACCCGAGUUACCAGCUUCUGGUUCGCCAAGAAGCGAAUGUCAAGCUUUAAAUUAUUCUACAUUAAGUUCAGGUACAGGUACGGUCAAUCCUUCUGUGGGUGAUUCAAAUUUAAAUUCAACAGAAACACUUUUGAGAAACAUCCAGGGACUUUUAAAAGUUGCUGCCGAUAAUGCGAGACAACAGGAACGUCAGAUUAAUUACGAAAAGGCUGAAUUAAAAAUGGAUAUCCUUCGGGAAAGAGAAAUGAAAGACAGCCUGGAACGUCAAUUGAUGGACGAACAGAAAACUAGAGUACUUUACCAGAAAAGGCUAAAAAAAGAAAAAAAGGCAAGACGACGACUCCAGGAACAACUGGAAUUAGAAAUAAAACGUCGAUCUCAGUUAGAAGAAGCAAUUAAAAAUACAAAUAAUCCCGCUGAAGCUUUAAGACUUAUUAAUGAAAGUGCAGCAAAUGCAGCUGCAGCAGCAGCAGCAGAAAACGAAGAAAAACCAAGAGAAAGACUAUCGUCAUCCGUUCAGGGAAAAGACAGAUCUGAGAGUCCUUUUUCUCGAUCUCAGCAGACAAUCUCAGAAAGAGAAAAAGAAAGAGAACUAACAAAUGAAAAACAAUGGAAUUAUUCCGGAUUAGAUAUUAUGAACUCUGGAAAUUUUUGGCAAAAUUAUUCAGAGUAUGAGAAGGAAAAAGAAGAAACCAUGAUGAAUGCCAUCAACCUUUGGUGGAAAGCUUAG